Molecule: messenger RNA, 2224 nt
Organism: Chara braunii
Lineage: Eukaryota; Viridiplantae; Streptophyta; Charophyceae; Charales; Characeae
Source: the annotation of a GenBank genome assembly
GUCAUCAUGGAUGACUAUCCCAUCCAAGGCCUGUUGGCCCUUUCUGUAUUAUUGGGGCCCCUGUUCAGGCUGAUGUUCCCACUGGGGUUCGGACGUGUGUGCAUGUCCCGCAUGCUGAUGCGAUCAGGAGCAGUCAAGUCUGGCCCCACACCUGCGGAGCAAGCCGAAAUUGACCGCAGGCUAGCAGAAAAGAAAAAAGAAAAGGAAGCAAAGAAGAAACAGAAAGAAGAAGAGGCAAGGAAGAAGAUGAAAGAGAAGAUGGAGAAAGAGUUGGAAGAAGAGUUGAAGAGCAUAGRAGAAGAAGAAGAGACAGAACAGGAGGAAGAACCGACAUUGCAAAGGCGUCGUCCCAUCGACAUUCCGGGGAAUAGUACAACACAGAAACUUCCCGUUGAACCCUUGAAUUGGGCUAAUCAAUACUACUACUCCAGCGAAUUACUGAAAGAGUCGGAAGAAGAACGAGAUGUGUUUAUUGCCAAGCUGGCCACGGUGACAGAUACCGUUGAGCGAAACCUGAUGAUGGAAGAAAAAAGGGCUGAGUUGCACAGUAAAUUGCUAGCAACUAGAAGACAAGAAAUUGAUGAAAAGAAAAGACUGCAUGCAGAAGGGGAAAGACUGCAAAAGGCCCUAGAAGCCCAAAAGGAAGACCCCUCUGCAACUGAAGUUCAGCUAGCUUUACUCAGAGAAGCAGUGCUUAACACAAGACAAGAUAUGAACUUAAUACGUCAGACCCUGCAAAGAGUUGAAACGCAUCGGGUGGAAUUAGAGAAGUCUGCUAAGGACGUGGACCAUCAUGUUCAGACAUAUAUCCAGGUUUUGGAUGAUCAUGUCACUAAAACAUUCACUCCGGAAGUCGUAGAGAGGAUUGUAAAGGGAGCUGGAGGCGACAGAGGAGAUGAUGAUGGCGACGACGAUGAUGAUAAGAAAGGGAAGAAGAAUAUUGGGGAUCCAACAGGAAAACUUCCUCAGGAAAUCGGGCAGGUCAACAAGAUAAAACUUAAACUGCCCUGGACCUACAAUGGAAAAAAAGAAGAAAGUGUGUUACACUGGGCGACAGCAAUCGAAACUUACUUGUACGGACAACGUAUCCCAUACUGGGACAAGGUGUUGAUGGCAACGUCGUGCAUGGGAGGCGACGCCAUGAGCUUUGCCAUCUCGCUACAAAAAGAGGCGGGAUGCAGCUCUAUGGUCGAAUAUUCACAGCAAACACGUAUUGAGGAUUUCCUUAAAACGAUAAGAGAGAGAUUUGAGGACAAGAACCUGGCAAGGCGCACAGAAAUGUUGAUCCUCAACCUCCCCGAUAGGAAAUGGAAGAGCGCUUCUAGGGGGAAGGGCCUGGACUCUUAUGUUGGUGAAGACGAGCGUGAGGCCAACAUCAAUAUGCACAACUUUCCCUUGUUCAGCAAGAAGACCCUAGACCUUGAGGCCAAGAUAGGGCAUGGACAUAACCCCACGACGGAUGGUAGGAAGAAGACACUGCCUCCCAACUGGAAGGCGAAGGGUCGCAUUAUGUUUGUCGAUAACGAUGGUUCAACCAUCGAGUUAGAUGACAACUUCCAGGAGGGAGUAGGUUCAGAGGCUGGCAGCGUAGAAGCUUCAGGGGGUGGAGUAGUAGCUGUCGUAGCGCAGAAAGUCAUAGAGCAGUAUGACUUUGAGCCCCAGUACAUUAAGGGCGAGUACAACAAGGUUGCUGAUGCGCUGUCGCGUAGACCAGAUUUCUCUGGUGCGCUGAUCACUGAGUUUGGGCUUGCGGACGAUGUUACUCAGUCUAAGGUGGAGGCCUAUCGCGAGGACCGGUUUAUGUCUGAGAUCAUACGCAGACUUAAGGGGAAGGACAAGGUGACUUCUGCCGAGUUUGAGUUGCUCAGAGAUUCCAAGCUAUACGUGGAAACUUGUCAGGUUCUCUUGACGGAUUACCUAAGGUGCCUACCUGCAGAGGUAAGGACCAAGCUGGUUGAUGAUGCCUAUGUCAAACUGCAUGCCUUCGCUACUUUUAGUAAGAAAGCUCUGGACAUAGAGGCAAAGCCGGGAUCUGCGCAUAAGGCAUCUCAUGAUGGUAGGAAGAGACUGCCCCAAGACUGGAAGAAGAAGGGUCAGUUCAUGUUCAUUGACCACGAUGGUCAAACGACUGAGAUUGACGAUUUCCCAGACCUUGGGGAGUUGACAAAGUAGGAUGGGGCUAGUGAGACUUCAGAUGGUGGAGUCGUGGCGCCCAUCAAAGAAA